Erpetoichthys calabaricus (reedfish) is the source of this 1855-nucleotide messenger RNA. Its product is annotated as rab5 GDP/GTP exchange factor-like. The transcript has 9 exons. The record is from RefSeq and is a predicted model, not a curated record. Gene Ontology annotation, molecular function: zinc ion binding; small GTPase binding; DNA binding. Gene Ontology annotation, cellular component: cytosol; endocytic vesicle. NCBI's taxonomy places the organism in Eukaryota, Metazoa, Chordata, Cladistia, Polypteriformes, Polypteridae. Gene Ontology annotation, biological process: vesicle-mediated transport. Bases 126 to 1403 code for a protein of 425 amino acids.
AGCUUCUCCGCUGCAGCGACACAUCAUUAGACACCGGCGGAGUCACGCGGCAGUUAAAGAACCGCCAAGCGCGUGCCGUGGCGUCACUUCCGGACCGGCUGACAGUGUUUUACUUCCACAGGAGAAUGUGGGUGGAGCACCGCCGGGUCCACGUCAACCAGUCCCAACUGCUCUGCAGAGAUGGCUGUGGGUAUUACGGCAACCCCGCCUGGCAAGGCUACUGCUCCAAGUGCUGGCGCGAGAGGAAGCCCAAGCAGCCGGCCUCAAGGCCUCGCACUAAUGCAGGAGCGGAGAAUAUUGUGUCUCAGUCUGGAGUCGAGAGAGAAAACAAGGCGAAGAUCAUGAGAGGACUCUUCAGCAGUGCCAAGAUGGCGCCAAAGCAAGGAAAUGGCACCGCACACGCUGUAGAUCCUAAAUCUGGCGACGCCGACCCACCCAAAGCCUCCUCUACCAAAUUGCCGGCCGAUUUCACAGAGUUCCUGAAGUUUCUACGCAAGCCGUCGGCCCAGAACUUCCAUCAGCACUGCAUGACUUUCCUGAAGAUGCUGGAAGCUCGCAGGGACAUCACAAUACAGAAGCAGGCAGAAAUGGUGCAGGAUUUCUAUCAGAGUACUGCAAGCCACUUCCAGAAUUACUCCGAUAAGCAGAGACACCAAAUGAUGGAACACAUUGAGAAGCUGCUGAUGACCCGAUUGUACAAGUGCGUCUUCUGCCCAGACUGCUCUGACGACGAGCAGAAGGAUCUAUUUCUCCAGAAGAAGAUAAGGUCGCUCCAGUGGGUUACAGCCUGUAUGCUUGGUGUUCCAGGCCUGGAGAAAAAGUCUGAAACCGGCGAUCACAUGCUCUCUGCCAUGACAGCAAUAAUCGAGAUGGAUGCCAGACGUGCCCCUCAGGAUAAACUAUCCUGCAUCUGUAAGUGCUGCCAGCAUGUGUUUGCCGCUCUAGCAGAAGCCAAUUCAGAACCAGCGAAUGCAGACGACUUCUUAUCCGGGCUCAUCCUGGUGGUCCUAAAAGCUAACCCACCACGCUUGCACUCUAACGUCCAGUAUGUGGUUCGCUUUGGGCUUCCGCACAACCUCAUGGCCGGAGAAGCGGCUUACAAUUUUACAAAUGUGUGCUGCGCGGUCACUUUUAUCGAGAAGCUGGAUGGUCCUUCCUUGAAUCUCUCUGAAGAACAGUUCCAAGACUACAUGCAAGCUGGGAAGUCAUCCUCUCGGCAGGAGUCUGUGACCACAAACUGCUUGACCAGCGUGCACAAGGCCUGGAGGAACAUCGAGCAGCUUGCGGAGCUCCAGGGACGACAAGACCGACUGACACUGGGAGCUCAAACAAUGCAGAAAGAGCUGGAUGAGUGGGUACAGUCUGUAAAAGAACAGGUGGAGAACGUGAUGUCAGGCAGCUGACGAUCUGUACAGCACUGUUAGCUCUGGCUCAAUGGCAUAUGAAGGAAGACUACAGACUAACUACGGGUAACGUCCACAAAGUGUGAAGUUGAUUUAAAGUACGUUAGUACAUCAAAUCAACACAUAGAAGUGCACCUGAACCAAACAACAGCAUGCUCUUUAAACCGAGAUUGGGGAGGACUCAACAUGAAAUAGCAAACUGAGCCAAGUGUUCUUUCCCAAAGCCCAUCUGACCUUUACAACUCAAAUACGUCGUUACUUAAUUUGCAGAUCAAUGAUGCCCUCACACAGAGCAAGUCAUUGGAGUGGCUCCCAGCGGUUUCACACACACACUGGUGCAGCUCCACUUUACUGAUGGCACAUAAUCCAACCCGAGGUAUCACUGGGGCAGCCUCAUUUGACAGUGUGGAUGGGAGCACAAAGCUGUUGUUCACGACAACACGUCUUGCUUG